AUGACGGACAGCAAAACCCCAAAACAUUGCAGUGUUGUGUUGGUUUUGCAGAGAACGUCAGCCUUCCAAACAGGACUUUCCCAAACUGCCGAUCGCAGGAACUCGGAUAAGACAGAGCAGGAGUACACAAUGGAUGUUUUUUUUCGUCAGACAUGGACUGAUGAGAGGCUGAAAUUUGGUGGGCCAACUGAAAUUUUGAGAUUGAACAAUUUAAUGGUCAGUAAAAUCUGGACACCAGACACGUUUUUUAGAAAUGGAAAAAAGUCAAUUGCUCAUAAUAUGACUACUCCUAACAAACUUUUCAGAAUUAUGCAGAAUGGGACUAUUCUUUACACAAUGAGACUCACCAUUAACGCUGAUUGUCCUAUGCGGUUGGUGAACUUCCCAAUGGAUGGGCAUGCUUGUCCUUUGAAGUUUGGAAGCUAUGCCUAUCCAAAAAGUGAAAUAAUUUAUACAUGGAAAAAAGGACCCCUCUAUUCAGUAGAAGUACCACAGGAGUCUUCCAGUCUCCUCCAGUAUGACCUUAUAGGACAAACUGUGUCUAGCGAAACAAUUAAAUCUAACACAGGUGAAUACGUACUCAUGACAGUUUAUUUCCACUUGCAAAGGAAGAUGGGCUACUUCAUGAUACAGAUAUAUACUCCUUGCAUUAUGACAGUCAUUCUUUCUCAGGUGUCUUUCUGGAUUAACAAGGAGUCUGUUCCAGCCAGAACAGUUUUUGGCAUCACUACAGUUCUAACAAUGACCACUUUAAGCAUCAGUGCACGCCACUCUUUGCCCAAGGUGUCCUAUGCUACUGCCAUGGAUUGGUUCAUAGCUGUGUGCUUUGCCUUUGUCUUCUCUGCACUUAUCGAGUUUGCAGCUGUCAACUACUUUACCAAUCUUCAGACUCAGAGAGCGAUGAGGAAGGCAGCCAGGGCAGCAGCACUGGCAGCAGCACUAUCAGCAGCAACUGUACCGGCAGAGGACGAGAUUGUCUCGCAUUCUGACUCCAACUGUAACCUGAAGAAGCGAGUAAACUCUGUAACGUCUCAAGCAGAUCAGUCUUCUGGACCCAGCAUGAUAUCAGAUAUUGCAUCCCAGUGUCAACCAAUGUCUGCUGCUCCACCAGCCCCGCCACCACCACCACCACCACCUAUUGGAGGGACAAGUAAAAUUGAUCAAUAUUCUAGGAUCCUCUUUCCAGUGGCAUUUGCAGGAUUCAACCUGGUAUACUGGGUUGUUUACCUUUCAAAAGACACUAUGGAAUUUUUUGAACCAACUGCAAUGCAUCUUCGAAAUGAUCAUCAGUCCAACUGAAGAACAGCUGAGGGUUUCAAAAAAAACACAGAAGGUUUUGUAGAAUUUAAGUGACUUCAAAGGAUGUGUCUAUUCACAGGUGCUCUAAUUGUCAAACAGGGAAUACUUAUAUUGAUCAUCACCUGGAAACAAACUCUGGACAACUCAGUAAGAUAGAAGUUGCACAGAAUUCUAAAUAUACUUUCUUACAAUUUCUUACAUUGAUUCUACUAUAAAAGCUUUUGUUAUUUGGUUGAAUGGUCAAAGCAUAAGAAUGUGUAUUUGUCCUGUUUGUCCUAUUGUAAAUGAUUGAAUGUUUACAUUGACACACACCACCAAUAACAGGAUUAUUUCUCUUAACGUAGUUAGGUUGCUAAAGCAAGCCAGAUUCUAAACUAACAUCAGGAGCUGCAGUGAUUUAUAUCGGUUGAAAUUGGCCUAAGAUAACAUUACAGAAUCCCAUGAAAGGGAGCUGCAAUCCCAUCAUGUUUUCAUCUCCUUUAAAAUUGGAAGUAACAUUCGUAAAGAACACAAUAUAAAGAAAGAAAAAGAAAUUAUUAGUUAUGAACUUUAGCUGGUUAAUUAUGAUGCUGUAACUUUUUUUCUGUUGGGAGUGACAGUGGAAAUAAAAUCAAACCAAUAACGAGCAAUUUUGGGACAGAAUCUGGGAGUGGCAGGACUGAUACCGGGAAGUUUUCAAGAUCCAGACCUAAUGGAGAGAAGCAGCAGCAGCUACCCAUCAAGCUAAAUGCAAGCCUGUCGCUCCAAGAAACUUCUGGAAGCAAGUCACCAUAGCUAGUUAGGGAACUAGCUGCAUUUUAUCAGCUGAUUGUACUGGACUGUCCAUAGCAAACUACCUAGAAAUUUUUGCACAAGCAAAGUACUUCCAGGAAAUUCAGAGUUUAAAGGUGUUAAUAUUCUGAUUUAUUUCUGACUCACCACAAAGCUGAUACAGCUACAGGAUUUCUCUUUCAUAUUUCAUAGUUGUCUAUCAUUGUAUUGUAUAUUCAUUCUUCAUUUCCAUAAUCCUUAUUAAGAAUGUAAUUAGGUAAGAUAUGCCUAACCAAAUCAAACCCAGGCCUUCUUUGUUGCAGGCAUAAUGGAUGCUGGUGGGAGUCAAAAGCACACAAGCAAAUGUUGCAAGCAGCCAAAUAUAAAUUAAGGACUCAAAUCCUGAAAUUAAUUCUGGUACAUCAAAACUGAAUUUAUUUUAAGAGAAAAAUGAAAUGCUGCAUUGAUUCAGGAAAUUCAGGGCCUUUUGCUUUUUCUAAACCAACAUCUUAGUCACUAUGAAAAAAUAUUUAGGGUCUCGCUGAUUGCAGUAAGUUAGAGAGGUCUGUUGGCACUGAAACAAUUUUAACUUUCUAAGGACCUAGUUCCAGCUGUUUUUCUCCUCCUGUUUCAAGAGAGGCACAUAGCUUUUACUAGUGUAAUAACUGGAUUGCUGCUUGAUCACAUACCAGACCACUUUUCAAACUCCCUGUUCUUUACCUUGGUAGAGCUUAGAUAUAGGCAAUUUAAGUACACUUGAAUAAAUAAGAACAGUCUACACAGAGACAAAUACGCAGUUUGUUUUUCCCCUGGUAGCAGAGUGGCACACUUGGAUGUAUUUGUACGUGCCCCGAAUUCUGUCUUCAGUUUACUUUAAAAACAAAAUUGUGAAAAUGUUUCCCAUUUUCAGCCUUCAUAUACU
Molecule: messenger RNA, 2971 nt
Organism: Struthio camelus australis
Lineage: Eukaryota; Metazoa; Chordata; Aves; Struthioniformes; Struthionidae
Source: RefSeq, a predicted model, not a curated record